AUGCCUGCAUCUGCAAUUGGUUUUGAAGUACAGACCGUGAGAUAUACCCGUGGGAGUUUCAUUUUCCCCGGAGCUCAGUCAUAUCCUCAUCGUAGCUUCUCUGAAGAAGUUUCUAUCCUUGAUAGCUAUUUUAAAGAACUUUCCUCGUGCACCAAAGCUUAUGUUAUGGGUAGUUCUGACAAACAACAGAAAUGGCAUGUUUAUUCCGCCUGCACCAGAGGAGCUAAAUCUUUUAACCCGGUUUACACUCUAGAGAUGUGCAUGACUGGUUUGAACACAGAUAUGGCUUCUAUUUUCUACAAGAAGGAAUCAAGCUCAGCAGCUCUGAUGACCAAUAAAUCUGGUAUAAGGAAGAUCCUCCCGGCAUCUGAAAUAUGUGAUUUUGACUUUGAUCCAUGUGGUUACUCCAUGAAUUCCAUUGAAGGCGCUGCACUGUCUACCAUUCAUGUUACCCCCGAGGAUGGGUUUAGUUAUGCAAGCUUUGAAGCAGCCGGUUAUGAUUUCAAAGUUGUGAAUUUGGGCCUUCUGAUUGAGCGCGUUUUGGCAUGUUUUAAACCAAUGAAGUUUUCUGUUGCUCUGCAUGCUGAUUUUGGUUCAAAGUUAUUCGAGCACACUUACUGCAUCGAUGUGAAGGAUUACUCUCUAGAAGAGAAAAGCUACGAAGAACUGGGAAUUGUUGGUUCGAUUGUCUACCUGAAAUUUGUCAACACUGAAUUGUGUGGAUCUCCCAAGUCUAUUCUGAAAUGUCAGCGAGAUUGCGAAGAAGAAGAGUAA
This is a messenger RNA of Fraxinus pennsylvanica, 774 nucleotides long. The record is from the annotation of a GenBank genome assembly. Lineage: Eukaryota; Viridiplantae; Streptophyta; Magnoliopsida; Lamiales; Oleaceae.